AUGCUGGAACUAGACUCGAUCCAAGCCGCAGCUUGGUGGUUGGUGGUCUCAGCUCGGGUGGCUCUGCCGCCGCCCUCAUCGGGAGCAUAUCUGACGCAAACUUUGGCUGAGAUCGAGGACUUUUCUGGACUGACUCAUCUCCUGAACUCCAUCACUGGUGUCUUCUCGGGGAUACCGUUCUCAGUGAAGGAAGCCAGGCUUCCAGCACAGUAUCGGGAUAUAUCCAAAUCCACAGAUGAGCCCGUCGAAAACAAGGCUCAGAGUGAUGCAAUGCGCCUAUAUCUGAAGGGUCACCCCCCUGCUGUCGCUCCUUGGAUCUCACUCAUCAAUCGGCACUUAUCCGAUUCCAAGAUUACCCGAAGCCAUCCAACAAAGGGCUUCAUAUAUGGCGGGGAAUUGGACCAGUUCGGUGAUAAUGCUAUUAUCUCCGCACAUUGGCUCUCGAUGUGUAGUUUGAUAUAG
This is a messenger RNA of Aspergillus pseudotamarii, 462 nucleotides long. RefSeq lists its product as uncharacterized. Lineage: Eukaryota; Fungi; Ascomycota; Eurotiomycetes; Eurotiales; Aspergillaceae. The transcript has a single exon. The record is from RefSeq and is a predicted model, not a curated record. Bases 1 to 462 code for a protein of 153 amino acids.